ACUAAUAUUUUUAAAAAUAUACAUUUAUAUAUUGAAUGAAAUUAUAAGAAAAGUGCUUAAAAAUAUCACAAUUGGAUAAGUAUUAUAUUUAAAUAAGUCUUUAUAGGGUUAUAACAUUUAAGAAAGUAAAAAAUAUAGGAAUGGAUCCAAUUUCGUUGCAUAUUUUAACAUCAAAGGUUAAUUUAGUAAAUGAUAUUAAAAAAAAAAGAAAAAAGGUUAUAGCAUAUUCUGAUUUUUCUUUAAAAAAAUCUUGUAAUCUACAAGACGAUGUUAUUUUUCACGGGGAAAAUUUUCAAAAUAAGAAAAAUGUGUUUUCUUUUUUAUUUAAAAACAAUAAAGAUUCAAAAAAAAUUAGUAAAAAUUAUCAAUCAUGUUCACAAAAAACGGAAGGAUUCCCUACGAAAACUUCUAUUCAAUUGAAAAAGCUGAAUUCUUUACGUUCUUCUCUUUUUUUAAAAUAUAUUAAAGUAAAAACUAAUCAUAAAUCUAAACAUAAUUAUCAUAAACUCUUUUUUGCGCAGGAACUUUAUAGUCCUUCAUCACUUAAAAGUCCAGUUUUGAGGGAAUCUUUAUCUUUUUCUGAAUUUAUUUCUUCUGAAGUUCCUAUAAAAAUUCCAUGUCAUAAAUCGGGUGCUAUUUGGGCUAUGAAAUUUAGCAAGGAUGGAAAAUAUUUAGCUACAGGGGGGCAAGAUAUGAUUUUAAGAGUUUGGAUGGUUAUAGGAGCAAAAGAUAGUUUUGAUAAUAAUAAAAAAGAUCGAAGACCAAAAACAAUUUCUGUUGAUGAAGACUAUUCAACUUAUAAGGAAUUACCAGCACCUGUGUUUUUUCCGGAUCCAAUACAUGAAUAUGUGGGUCAUAAAUUAGAUGUUCUAGAUCUAAGUUGGAGCAAAAACAAUUUUCUUUUGUCAUCAUCUAUGGAUAAAACUGUUCGACUUUGGCAUGUUUCUCGGAAAGAAUGUCUUUGUUGUUUUGAGCAUAAUGAUUUUGUAACAUCAAUUGCUUUUCAUCCUUUAGAUGAUAGGUAUUUUCUUUCUGGGUCUUUAGAUUGCAAGUUACGUUUUUGGAAUAUCAAGGAGAAAAAUAUACUUUUUUGGAAUGAGCUUCCGGAAUUGAUCACUGCUGUUGCAUUUUCUCCUGACGGACGUAUGGCUAUAGCAGGAAGUUUCAAUGGAUUAUGCAUGUUUUAUGAAACAAAAGGUUUACGAUAUCAUACUCAAAUUCAUAUUAAAAGUUCAAAGGGAAAGAAUUCUAAAGGAAGUAAAAUUACUGGAAUUGAGGCAAUUAGUAAUGUGUCAGAUAAUACUGGUGAUACCAAAUUAUUAAUUACUAGUAAUGAUUCUCGAAUUCGAAUUUAUAAUAUGCGUGAUAAAAGUUUAGAAUUUAAACUUAAAGGUAAUCAAAACACAUGUGGUCAAAUACGUGCUACAUUUAGUGAUGAUGCUAAACAUGUUAUAUGUGGAAGUGAAGAUAAACAAGUAUAUAUAUGGAAAUUGGAUAAUGAGUCUAUUGUAAAAAAAAAUGAACAAAGUUUGCAGCAUUUUGAAGUUGAUUCUAAUAUUAUAACUGUCGCAAUAUUUGCACCUAUAAAAAGUAAAGAUUUAUUGGUCGCUUCUGGUGAUCCUAUUUAUAGUUCUUGUAUGAAUUUUAGACGACCUUCUAAUUAUCACAAUAAUAAUAUAUCCAUUGUAUCAAAAUGUCAAUUUGAAAAUUUUUUUAUAAAUAAACCUAUUAAUGAGAAUUUGGGAAACUUAAACGAAAAUUCUGAACAUAAUCAUGGAGAUAUUAUUAUAUGUGCUGAUUAUAGUGGAAAAAUAAAAGUAUUUCGAUAUGAUUGUGCGUCUAUAUAUCGAGAAAUUGAUACAAUAAGUGAAAAGUCUAUAAAAAAAUAUAAAUUCUUUAAUUUAUUUAAAAAAAAUUGUAUACAAAUUUCGAAUUAA
This is a messenger RNA of Pneumocystis murina B123, 1937 nucleotides long. RefSeq lists its product as hypothetical. The transcript has 3 exons. Bases 141 to 1937 code for a protein of 598 amino acids. NCBI's taxonomy places the organism in Eukaryota, Fungi, Ascomycota, Pneumocystomycetes, Pneumocystales, Pneumocystaceae. Gene Ontology annotation, molecular function: protein binding. The record is from RefSeq and is a predicted model, not a curated record.